AUGCUCAGGAUGGGCACGCUACCACAUCCAAGGAAGGCAACAGGCGCGCAAAUUACCCACCCUCAGCAUGAGAAGAUACUGACGAAAAAUAACGAGACCGUUCUGUUUGAGGUUGAUUAUCGAAAUGGGUACAGUUUAAACCCGUUAACGAGGGGAUCUAUGAGAGGGCAAGCCUGGUGCUAG
Messenger RNA from Gongylonema pulchrum, 183 nucleotides. The record is from the annotation of a GenBank genome assembly. Lineage: Eukaryota; Metazoa; Nematoda; Chromadorea; Rhabditida; Gongylonematidae.